This is a messenger RNA of Lycium ferocissimum, 1433 nucleotides long. RefSeq names its product microtubule-associated protein RP/EB family member 1B-like. Lineage: Eukaryota; Viridiplantae; Streptophyta; Magnoliopsida; Solanales; Solanaceae. The record is from RefSeq and is a predicted model, not a curated record. Bases 405 to 1202 code for a protein of 265 amino acids. Gene Ontology annotation, molecular function: microtubule plus-end binding. Gene Ontology annotation, biological process: thigmotropism; protein localization to microtubule plus-end; regulation of microtubule polymerization or depolymerization. The transcript has 8 exons. Gene Ontology annotation, cellular component: microtubule organizing center; microtubule plus-end; spindle midzone.
UUUCCCCAAAACAAGUAUAGAAGCUAGAAUCAUCCCUUCUUUUUCCUUUUAAUAAUCCAUUAAUCCUAAUUAAAAAUUCCUAUACAACUAGAAUUAAAUUCCCACGCUUGCUUGCAUCUUAAUUUCAUCAAGAUUUAGUUGAAUUAAUUAAUUAAUUAUGCACUUAUUGCGGGGUUAGGCUAACAAAUUCCAAAUGAAUAAAACGGAACGGCUAUAUAUUAAAACUGUAUAAUUUGAAUUACAAAAAUCCCUUACUUUACGCACUCUCUCUCCCUUCUUCUUCCGUCCUAUAAAAAUAUCUCUCUUCUUCACAUUCCAUUUACGUGACUUGCUUUAUUUUUCCUUUUUCUAUAUAAAGCCAUUCAUCUGGUUUAUUAGGAAAUUUUAGGAAUAACGAAAGAGGAAUGGCGAAUAUAGGGAUAAUGGAUAGUGCGUAUUUUGUUGGGAGAAAUGAGUUAUUGACAUGGAUUAAUGCUAGGUUGCAGCUUAAUCUCACUCGCAUUGAAGAGGCUGCAUCUGGGGCUGUGCAGUGUCAGAUGAUGGACAUGACCUAUCCUGGAGCUGUUCCAAUGCACAAGGUCAACUUUGACGCAAAGACUGAAUAUGACAUGAUCCAAAACUACAAAGUGCUGCAAGAUGUUUUUAACAAGCUCAAAAUUGACAAGCAUAUUGAGGUUAACAGGCUUGUUAAGGGUCGUCCUUUGGAUAAUUUGGAGUUCCUGCAAUGGAUGAAGCGUUAUUGUGAGUCUGUAAAUGGUGGUAUUAUGAAUGAGAAUUAUAAUCCCCUGGAACGCAGAAGUAAGGUUGGGAGGGAACGAAAUGUGAAGAGCUCUCAGAGAACUGCAAAGUCACUGCAAACUAACAACUAUCAUAACCCAGGAUUAGGGGAAGGCAUUACUAAGAUUACAGGAAUAAAACAAGGAAGGUCAAGUCCAGUAAUGAGUGGGGUUAAUUCUUCAGCAGAGAUUCAGGCUUUGUCAAAGGAGGUUACAGAUCUCAAGCUCUCUAAUGACCACCUGGAGAAAGAAAGAGAUUUUUAUUUUGCUAAGUUACGAGAUAUUGAGAUUCUCUGUCAGAUUCCAGAUCUAGAAGAUGUCCCGAUGGCUGUGGCAGUUAAAAAGAUAUUAUAUGCUGCUGAUGCAAGAGAAUCAGCUUUGGCAGAAGCUCAAGAAGUUCUAAGUGACUCCGUGGAUGUAAAUUGAAAGCUGGGCUGGAAGUGGAAGAUGAUAAGUUGCUUGCAGUAGUUUCUUAAAUGUAGUUCAUCUUUUGGUGAAAUGUUGCCAAGCUUCUGCUGUGUAAUUUUUUUUUUUUUUGAGAAGAGUCUUUCUCUAAUGUUUACUUGAUGGAAAUACCUCCAGUGAAGCGGAUUUUGUAUUUCGACGUCAAGAGGCCAUAAUUAGUCAACUUUAAUAGAAAAAGUACCAUGAAGGUAA